AUUUAAAACAGGGUUUGCCCACACUGCAGUUUUCGACCGUAUCCAGCGCUCUGGAUCUCUGCCACGCCGGCAGUACAUUAUACGACGUUGCCGUUAAGAGUUAAGACACGCCACCGGCACCGGAAAUAAUGCACGCCACCACCUCGUUUCCAUCCCUCUUAUUUUUCCUAACGUGGCUCCACAGUACGGGCCAUGACUAAACCCACAGUGCUCCCACCCCGAUCCAAUUUCUCCCAUACCGACGGCGCUUUCCUACAGUUGACAGUCGGCAUCGACGUCACCAUGCCGGCAAGGUCCAAAGUAAAAAAAGGGAAAACUUCAUCGAAAGUCUACGUCAUUGCAGGCUAAUCAAUGCAUGGAAUCCAGGAGCUAACGGCGUGGCGGUCCAAACAGCUGAAUUCACAUGCCUAUAGAAAUUUCUAUCGAUCAGCGGUGAAUGGCAGCUCUCUUGUACGAUCACAAAAAACUACAAUCACGAGAAGGCCGACACAUCUACGUAGGAGAAGCGGCUAGCCGAAAGAAACAAGCCAACCAUCUCUUGAUAGUUUUUAAUGAUGGCUGGUCCCACCGUCUAAACCUACCCAUCUGCCACCAUUCAUUGCUGCUAAGAUGCCAUUAAAACGCCGUCCUCAUCGUCACUAGUUCCCCAGCGAAUGAUAAAUACACGCACCAAAGCCCAAAUCCAGGCUCAGCAAUCCGCUCCGUUUCUUCUCCAAUCUAGACUAUCAGGUAGCCAGAGCAACAUGCCGGUUAAGCCACUGCCACUGUUCCUUAUGUCGGUCAAACUCAGGUAUGUGAAACUUGGCUACUAUUACCUGGCGAACCACAUCUUGACGUUCCUCCUGAUUCCCAUCAUAGUUGCCGCCCUCCUGGAAUUUGCCCGUCUCGACCCCGAACAGAUCCUCUCUUUGUGGAGCUCGCUCCAUUUCGACCAUGUCCAGCUCCUGUGCUUCGGCUUCCUCGCCGUCAUGGUCGCCACUUUCUACUUCAUGUCGCGGCCACGCCCGAUCUACCUCGUCGACUACGCCUGCUUCCGGCCAUCCCAGACUUGCCGUGUGCCGUUCUCCACGUUCAUGGAGCAUGCGCGGCAAAUACCAUUCUUCGACGAGAAGAGCGUCCGGUUCCAGCUGAGGAUCCUCGAAAGGUCCGGCCUCGGCGAGGAGACAUGCCUCCCACCCGCGAACCACUACAUACCCCCACAGGGCAGCAUGGAGGCCUCCCGUGCCGAGGCCAGCCUCGUCAUAUUCUCUGCCGUCGACGAGCUCUUCGCCAAGACCGGUCUGAAUCCCAAGGACAUCGACAUCCUCGUCGUCAACUGCAGUCUCUUCUCGCCGACGCCGUCCCUCUCCGCCAUGGUCAUCAACAAGUACAAGCUCCGGAGCAACAUCGUCAGCUUCAACCUCUCCGGCAUGGGCUGCAGUGCGGGGCUGAUCUCCAUCGACCUCGCGCGGGACCUCCUCCAGGUACGCCGCAACUCGUAUGCCCUCGUGGUGUCGACGGAGAUCAUCACCCCCAACUACUACAUGGGCAAUCGGCGGUCGAUGCUCCUCCCAAACUGCCUCUUUCGCAUGGGCUGCUCCGCGGUGCUCCUCUCGAACCGCCGCCGUGAGCGCGCCCGCGCAAAGUACCGCCUCGUCCGCGUCGUCCGCACGCACAAAGGUGCCGAUGACCGUUCCUACCACUGUGUCUACGAGGAGGAAGACGACGAGUGCAACUCAGGGAUCAAUCUCUCCAAAGACCUGAUGGCUGUCGCCGGCGAUGCGCUCAAGGACAACAUCACCACCAUCGGGCCCCUCGUUCUGCCGGCCUCCGAGCAGCUACGUUUCCUUCUCAGCCUCAUCGGCCGGAAGAUUAUAAAUCCGGCGUUUAAACCAUACAUUCCGGAUUUCAAGCGGGCCUUCGAGCACUUCUGCAUCCAUGCCGGGGGGCGGGCAGUGAUUGACGAGCUGCAGAAGAGCUUGGACCUGUCGGCGGAGCACGUGGAGGCGUCGCGCAUGGCGCUGCACCGCUUCGGCAACACGUCAAGCAGCUCCCUCUGGUACGAGCUCAACUAUAUCGAGGCAAAAGGCCGGAUGCGGCGCGGCGACCGGGUGUGGAUGAUCGGCUUCGGCAGUGGAUUCAAGUGCAACAGCGCGGUGUGGAAGUGCCUCAGGACAAUCACGACGCCGGUGGACGGGCCCUGGUCCAGCUCCAUCCACCGCUAUCCUGUCCACAUCCCGGAGGUGGUGAAGCUGCUGUAGAAUAUUUCUUCCUUCUGUUAAGACGGAUAGAAGCGUUAAUGCUUUCAGGACCAACGUUGCUCGAUUUGUAAUCGAAGAAGGCGGUGUUUGGCUCCAUGAGGGGGCUGAUUAGCAGCAUGUUUAAUUCGCCUGCAGUCACAUCCAUUAUAAAUGUUGUUUGAAUUUAAUUUGUAAUUCUGUAAACUUAUAAUUAAUAUUUGCAAGUUUGAAAGUAAUGUAAUUCUGUUAUUUAA
Molecule: messenger RNA, 2473 nt
Organism: Phoenix dactylifera (date palm)
Lineage: Eukaryota; Viridiplantae; Streptophyta; Magnoliopsida; Arecales; Arecaceae
Source: RefSeq, a predicted model, not a curated record